This is a messenger RNA of Candidozyma haemuli, 882 nucleotides long. RefSeq lists its product as uncharacterized. The record is from RefSeq and is a predicted model, not a curated record. The transcript has a single exon. The coding region runs from base 1 to 882 and encodes 293 amino acids. NCBI's taxonomy places the organism in Eukaryota, Fungi, Ascomycota, Pichiomycetes, Serinales, Metschnikowiaceae.
AUGGAUGUCUAUGAUCCAAGUGAAUCUCAGAGUCUGGACGAGGAGCCUAUGGAACCGUACCAGGUGCUUCCAACAGAAAGAACACCCAAAUCUCCAACUACACCGAAAACGCCUAAUCUGAUCCAGCUGUGGUCUCGGUCUCCAGGGUUACCUUCGUCUCCUUCGAUUUCAGUCACCGGUAAGUGCUAUAAUGGGGUGGAUAUCAAUAGGAACCUGGCGUAUAUACCUAAGAAGAGUGCUCCUCCACCACCAUCGCCUCCAUCUCCUGGAACGGCCCAAAGGCUUAAGUACCUCUUUAAACUGAGGUCCAAGCCCAAGUCCUCGUUCUAUGAUGCUCCAGAUAUGAUGAAAUCUUUACUACGGCGUGCAAGCAUCAGCCCAAGGCUGAAGAAGGCACUUAAAAGGAUUAAGGGGUCUAAGGAUGAGGAAAAGGCUAUCCCACGUCUGUACUUAGAGAAAAACGGAAGCCUUGAUGAAAAGCUGCUGGCUCAUACGCUUGUGGAGAAGAAGGUGGAUAUUGAAAGCUCUUCGUCUUAUGAAACAGCUUCGUCGGGUGAAGAAGAGUAUAGAACCCUUGAUGUAAGCAAGGGAACUUCGGUUAGUGCCAUUUCUAUGAGCAAACUCACUAUGAGUCUGGAGUAUCAGUGCACUUCGCUGCCAAAAGAGCUUGGAAUCGAGUCAGUGUUGAAACUCGGCCCACCAAUGGUAAAACAGCUACGCCCUGAACUGCCCUUGAGAGCACCUUCUGAACCUACCAGUGAUGAAUCGUUUUAUUUCUUUGACGGGCUGCCUCGCAAACGGGCCGAAGGUGAGGAAAUUAAUUGGGGUGACGAGUUGGCCGCUGAAAUGGUAGAAAUGCUCAAGAAGCAUCGCCUUCAAUAG